AGCCCGCAUUCGCGUAAUCGCUAUUUUCGGCACCCCGUCUGUACUCUAUAUAUUUUUCUUACCCCCGAGACCUGAAAAUGUUAUCCAAUUUUAUUCUCGAAAAAUCUCAGUCAUCUGGAUCGCUCACGAGUUUUACUACACGUUACAAUAUUUAAUACAAGACGAGUCCAUUUGUAUAAUAUUUUAUAAUUUAUUUUUAUUAAUUAAUAUUACAAGUAUUUAAGUUAGUUGGUGUAAGUAACGAGUUUUCUUCCGUUUGUUCAUUUUUUUAUAUUGGAUGAUCUCCAAAAGAGCUUGUCGACAUAAAAUUGAGUAUGAAAACCAAAAUACCGAUGGAAAAAACGAAGAGAAGAUCAAUAAAAGUACUGAAGAUAAUAAUUAUGAAGCGUAUGGCAUUUGGUACUAGAAUAAAAUCAACGCCUAAGCAAACAAUAAAUGAGUGUAAUCACUCGACACUACAAUAACAAUAUUCCUCAUUAUCACCAACCAACAAAAUACAAAAUACUAUAUUUUUAUUAAAACGAUAAUAUACAAAUAAUAACAAACGAUAAACAAUAAAAGUCAUGAAGCUAGUGAAUUUGGGUGCUACGGCGAUAAACUACCUCCUUUUUAUGUACAAAUUGUUGAAUACCGAAUUGAUUUUAUUAUCCUCAAGAUACAAAGUAUAAAUUUAUUUAAAUAAUUAUCAUAUUUAUCAACCAAUUUAUUAAUCAAUCAAAUAAACACACUAAUUAUUUAUAUUAAUUAAAAUAAAGUGUGUGAUGGUAUAGCAUACUCUCGUUAAAUUGCCAACGCAUGUACAUAUAAAUGUACAUAUGAUACAUGUAAAAAUGUGUAUAUAUUAAUUGUAUAUACACCUAAAGUUAUUUAAACUGUAAAAAAAAAAACCAGAAGCGUAAGAGAGUGGAUGGAAUUGUUGAUAAAAAAUCUUAUCUAGAUGAGAAUAAUUUGUUGCGUUAUUUUAGCGAUUGUAAAAAUAAUUAACUAGUAAUUAGGAAAAGGAAGAAGUGGAAAUUAAUAUAGAUAAGAUAAGAAUCUGCUAAAAUGUCUGAACCGUACGAUCCAGAAUUUGUUUGGCUGGUAGUUGUUGGUUUUAUUGUUGCAUUUGUAUUGGCAUUUGGUAUUGGAGCUAAUGAUGUUGCUAACAGUUUUGGAACGAGUGUUGGUGCUGGAGUACUCACUAUUGUACAGGCAUGUGUACUUGCGACGAUAUUUGAAAUUGCUGGUGCUGUUUUGAUCGGAUACAAGGUGUCCGACACCAUGAGAAAGGGAAUCCUGGAUGUUGGUUUAUAUGAAGGAUUCGAAAAAGAAUUUAUGAUCGGCUUACUUUGUAGUCUCACUGGUUCCGGCAUCUGGCUGCUCUUUGCCACAGCACUGAGACUACCGAUCUCUGGUACUCAUUCAAUUGUCGGUGCUACUGUUGGUUUUUCACUUGUCUGCAGGGGUACUGCUGGUGUGAGAUGGAUGGCCUUAUUAAAUAUAGCUGGAUCAUGGUUCGCAAGUCCAAUACUCAGUGGUACUGUAUCAGUAUUAAUAUUCUGGUUGAUUAAAAAGUCAAUAUUACAAACUAGAAAGCCCCUUGAACAAGGUCUUCGUAUCCUGCCAAUUUUUUAUGGCCUCACUGUGUCCGUUAAUAUUUUAUCUGUUAUUUUGGAUGGACCAAAACUUUUACUGCUGGAUAAAAUACCGACGUGGUCUAGUGGAGUAGCUGCACUGAUAGCCGGCUUAUUAGCUGGAAUAAUAGUCUAUGUCUUUGUGGUACCGGUUCAACGUCGACGUAUUUUGCUGACAAAUCCCAUAGACCCGACAAAUUUUGGGGCUUGCGACAGCAAGAAAGAAACAACGCCGCUGUCAGUCAUAACGGAGACACCUACUACGGCAAAUAACACUAAAGUAGUGCAGUCUGGUGAUCAGCCAGGUCUCAGAGGCAACAGUAGCGCUAGUGCACUAUUAUUAACAACCGGAGCUACUGAAAUCAGCGAUGACGUUGGCGAUCCUAUUGAUACACAGAAUCAUACUGAAGACAAUCCCGAGGUAGCCAGACUGUUUUCAUUUCUCCAAGUCCUCACCGCGGCUUUCGGAAGCUUCGCACACGGCGGUAACGAUGUCAGCAACGCUAUCGGGCCGUUGAUUGGCCUCUGGGCGGUUUAUGCCGAAGGAUCAGCUAGACAGGAGACUGAAACACCGCUGCUGAUUCUUCUCUAUGGGGGAGUCGGUAUAUCUGUUGGGUUGUGGAUAUGGGGAAGACGCGUAAUCCAAACUCUUGGUCAGGACCUUGCUAAAAUCACGCCCACCACUGGUUUCACUAUCGAGGUUGGUGCUGCACUAACAGUACUGCUGGCCAGUAAAGCCGGUCUGCCAGUAUCCACAACUCACUGCAAAGUUGGAUCCGUCGUCUGCGUAGGCUGGGCUUCACGUGGUGGCGAAGGAGUAUCCUGGUCACUCUUCCGCAAUAUCGCUUUCGCCUGGUUGAUAACAGUACCAGCUGCCGGAUUACUUUCUGCCGGCUGUAUGAUUGCCAUGAAACAAGUUGUAGAAAUGUGAUAAUUGUUUUGUUGCUAUUUUUGAAAACAAAAAAAACGUUAUUAAUUAAUUAAUUAAUCAUUAUUAUUAUUGUUUAUCAUAAAGUAUUAAUUAUUAUUAUUAUUGUAAGCUCAUCGCUCACCGCGAUCGCUUGAAUUGUCAAUAUCGCGCCAUUUAAUUAUU
Molecule: messenger RNA, 2706 nt
Organism: Microplitis mediator
Lineage: Eukaryota; Metazoa; Arthropoda; Insecta; Hymenoptera; Braconidae
Gene: NaPi-III
Product: sodium-dependent phosphate transporter 2
Exons: 7
Coding region: 1045-2544 (499 amino acids)
Biological process (GO): phosphate ion transmembrane transport
Cellular component (GO): membrane
Molecular function (GO): phosphate transmembrane transporter activity
Source: RefSeq, a predicted model, not a curated record